UGCUCUCCAUCUCGAAAGGAGCGAGCGGACGGCUCGCCAUCGGCUAACUUUUUUGACAAGUUUUGCCUUUUAAGAUAAAAGCAAAUAUGGCUGCAAGCGGAACCAUUUUACCCUCCUUCUCCACUUUUUCCAUGCAUAAGGAAGAUGUGUGGAGGGGACCCGUAAAGGAGGACGAGGACAUAGACACCUUCCUGGACUUUGACUUCAUCCUGGCUCACAGCACAGAUAACGUCGUCGACUCGUACCGGACGGCGGGUGUCGGGGCGCCCGGGUACCGAGGUCAAGACUUUGAGCCCUUGCCAGAGUUGGCCCCUCCCCCCGCGUGCCCCCCUCACCCCCCGCCGCCUUACAGCAGCCUGAUGGCCGAGCUGCUGCGGUGCGACACGGACGUAGACGCGUACCAGUCCAGUGCUGUUCGGGGACGCUUCUUUGCGUGCCCCUCGGGAGCGUCCCCCAACCUGGGACGUUCCUUCCCGUGUGUCAAAAUGGAGCCCGAUGUCUACGGGCCGCCGCCGGGCGCCGUCCCGCAGAUCUUCGAGGUGAAGCGGGAAGGCGGCGCGAGGUCUUGCGCUCUAUCCAAUCACCGACCCCAACCGACGAGCUCGCCGCACCUUGGCAGCGGACUCCCGACGCCGCCACUCAGCCCCGACGACGCGUUGACCUUCAACUGCCAGUUCCAGUUUCCCUUUCCGUGCCGCUAUGCCACUUCAUAUGAGACGCCGCAGCCGCCAACACCGCCCUCGUCGCCGCUGGACGCCACGACCCGCAGAGGGCGGCGUUCCUGGCCCCGCAAACGCAACGCCACCCACUCGUGCACCUACGCCGGAUGCGGAAAGACGUACACUAAGAGCUCACACCUCAAGGCGCACCUGAGAACGCAUACAGGAGAAAAGCCCUAUCACUGCACGUGGGAAGGUUGCGGCUGGAAGUUCGCCCGCUCGGACGAGCUGACACGUCACUUCCGCAAGCACACCGGGCACCGCCCCUUCCAGUGUCACCUGUGCGAGCGCGCUUUCUCCCGCUCGGACCACCUGGCCUUGCACAUGAAGAGACACAUGUGAACCCGCGACUAGUGGCCGCUUCUUGACGACACAGGGAGCCGAGCCGCUACUUCACAAAGCCGAGAAGAAGACAAGCGUUGCACACCUGCUUCUCGUGCAGCGAGACGGCGCCCCCGCGUGGACAGGACAAUAAAAACGACGUUUUGCUGCAAAACUGCUUUUCGUGACGGUGUCGAACAUGAACUGAGAACAUUUGUUUGUAAAUACAAAGAGGAAAAAUGUAAAUAGUGCUAUUUUUAUGUGUGUAAUUAAACAUGAGACAACAAAGAGAUUUUCGUUGAAUUUUCUUGAUGGGUUACAUGACACAUAAUUGAAAGG
Corythoichthys intestinalis (scribbled pipefish) is the source of this 1379-nucleotide messenger RNA. Its product is annotated as Krueppel-like factor 2. The record is from RefSeq and is a predicted model, not a curated record. The coding region runs from base 87 to 1061 and encodes 324 amino acids. Gene Ontology annotation, molecular function: RNA polymerase II cis-regulatory region sequence-specific DNA binding; DNA-binding transcription factor activity, RNA polymerase II-specific. The transcript is spliced from 3 exons. NCBI's taxonomy places the organism in Eukaryota, Metazoa, Chordata, Actinopteri, Syngnathiformes, Syngnathidae. Gene Ontology annotation, biological process: regulation of transcription by RNA polymerase II.